Messenger RNA from Conger conger (European conger), 4351 nucleotides. It is a transcript of the gene dnajc28, whose product is annotated as DnaJ (Hsp40) homolog, subfamily C, member 28. NCBI's taxonomy places the organism in Eukaryota, Metazoa, Chordata, Actinopteri, Anguilliformes, Congridae. The coding region runs from base 535 to 1719 and encodes 394 amino acids. The record is from RefSeq and is a predicted model, not a curated record. The transcript has 2 exons.
AGAACAUUCUGGACCCAUCCCACUGUAUAGCAUGUUCCUCACUACCACCCGAAACGUCUAGAGAACUACAUAAUCUUCUGGCCAAAUAUAGAUCCAACAAGAGCGUGUUCCUUCUCGAGCGUGAACGUGUAGUGAGUGUAACACAGAACGGGCGGAAGGGUUGGACAUGUUUGUUUAGCAACAAAUAUCCCGUACCUAACCUUCCUGGUAGAUCCAGAACACAUGGCAACACCGAUACUCUGGUUUAACAUUUUCGUGGUUGCUACAACGGAUGCAACAGCCAAUAUGGAAACAAUUAUACCGAAACACAUUCCCAGUCAGGAACUUCAGACACAGAAGGCACCUGUAUUUUCUGCUUGUCAAUUCCAUGGUUUACAUCGCACACUUUGAGGAAGCCAAUCCGAGGCAAGGUUUUAUUUUUUUUAAACUACAUUUCCCGAAAUGCAAAUUUACACAUCAACAGAGGACGUAGAAUGCGUCCAGCUGUGAAUAUGGACUGACCUUCUCGCGGUGUCGCCUGCCUGGUUAACGUGGAUGGCGCUCGGGUUGUACGGGGGCGCUGUGGUGCGGUGUGCGCUCCGGGCUGUCCUGACUCCCCCUCGAGGCCCCUCUGCUGUCCGUCAGCUUAGCCACACCCCCAAGGGGAGGGGCCUGAGGGAGAGCUACCGCCUCCUGCAGCUGCCUGAAGCCCCGCCCCUCAGCCGGGCCCAGGUGCAGGAGGCCUACCUGCGAUUGGCCAAGCUCUACCACCCCGACUCGGGCACGCCCACCGCCAACCCAGCCCUCUUCUCCCAGCUCCAGGACGCCUACCGGAACGUUCUGGCUCACCUCGCCGUGCAGGAGGAGGAAGAGGAGGAAGAGGAAGAGGAGGAGCCGAGGGGUCAGAUGGCCCAGCACAGGCAGUACCUGAGCUACGAGGGUGUGGCCUUGGGCCCGCCCAGCCAGCGGGAGCGCGUGUACCGGCAGCGCCGGGCGGACCGGGCCGCGGAGCGGGUUCUGCAGUACCGCCUGCGGGAGCAGGAGCGCGCGGCCGCCGCGGCGGAGGGGGCAGUGGCGGCUCCAGAGGGCGGGCGUGGGCGUGGCCGGCCGGCCCGGAUCACGCAGGCCGUGGAGCGCCUGGUGGAGGACCUCAUCCAGGAGUCCAUGGCCCGUGGAGACUUCCAGAACCUCAGCGGCGCCGGGAAACCACUCGCCAAGUUCGACUACAACCCCUACGCCGACCCCGCCACCCACAACCUCAACCGCAUCCUCAUGGACAACGGCUACCAGCCGCAGUGGAUCGCGGCGCAGAAGGACAUCCAUGCGACGUCGGAGAGGCUGAGGCAGGGGCUCCUAGGGUGCAGGGCCGGGUUUGGGGAGCCCCCGACCCCCUCGGAGCAGGCCCGCUGGGACGAGCACUGCCGGGCCUUCGCCCAGAACCUGGCCCGCCUCAACAAGAUGGUGGACGACUUCAACCUGAUCGUCCCACUGCUCAGCAAGCAGAUGCUCCACUACAGCCUGGAGCGGGAGCUGAGCCGAGCCCUACGCACCGACCGGGAGAGGAGGGAGAGGGAGAGAGAGAGGGAGAGGGAGAGGGAGAGGGAGAGGGAGAGGGAGAGGGAGAGAGAGAGAGAGAGAGAGAGGGAGAGGGAGAGGGAGAGAGAGAAGAUGGAGGAGAAGGAGAAGGUGAGGGCGAGUGGGCAGGGGUUCUUAUCCUGGGUACAAAGCCUGCUGAAGUGAUAACAAUAGCUGCAUUUUCAAUCUCCAUGGAAACUCAUUCUGCACUGCAGCUCAGCAAAUAGCAGGACAAUAUAUAAACACUACACAAAUAAUAAACACAAAUAAACACUCAGGAACACUAGACAACACGAGUCCACGAGUCGUCAGUCGUACAGAAAUGAUUACACUGACUAUGGAAUUAGUUGUUGAAAUGACUGAUAAGCCAACUGAAAUGAUAAUACUGUGAUUUUCUCAUAGGUCUGUAACAGAGAUGUUGUAAAUACAUAUUUUACAGUGAUGGACAUCAGAGACAUGACUCAUGUCAUCUCUUUCUAUGAUCACAAUUAGUCUGUUAAGAUUUAUAUAUAUAUGUGUGUGUGUGUGUGUGUGUGUGUGUACGUACGCGCGCAUACGUAAGAGAGCAUGUGUGAUUCAGCAGUAGUGUAUUUUGGAGAAAGAAGACUGCAUAGAGACAUCCUACGACAUCCUAAAAUGGCACAUGAAGGCAAUUCAAGAGCUCAAACAUAUUGAAUCAAUAUUGCUCGAAAAAUAGAUCAUUACAUUUAUAUAGCGCUUUUCUAGACACUCAAGGAGUGUACAGUGAUGAGAGGGAAACUCACAACCAUCACCAAUGUGUAGCACACACCUGGGUGAUGCAACGGCAGCCAUUUUGCACCAGAAUGCUCAUCACACAUGUUUUUGCAAUGUUUUUGCUAGUUAAAUCGAGAUGAUUAGGUGGCAGAUUGAAAGGCAGGUUGGCUCUUUCAGGGAACCCCGUACUCUUUGUGAAAAGUGUCAUGGGAUCUUUAAUGAGACGACUGCUCUUACCUCCUGAGCCAAUGAGACGACCGCUCUUACCUCCUGAGCCAAUGAGACGACCACUCUUACCUCCUGAGCCAAUGAGACGACCGCUCUUACCUCCUGAGCUGAUGUCUACCCAUCAAAUAACCCAGGAAAUUGAUGCUGCAUAGUAUAAUAAUGUGUGUGUUUUAAAUGUGUCCCUGUGGUUCACGUAUGGCUUUAUUGUCAGUCAUUCGUAUGGUCCAGGGAGGGUUAGGGUCCAGGGAGGACCUGUUGUUUUCUUCAGCCAUGUUGGAAGAGUGAGUACGUCACACAUCUAGAAUCCCAAUUUCCCCGACUUGAUCAUCCGACACAUUCAGAUGUUCAUGUGGAACUUUCCGGUGGAAACCUGGGGCAGUGCAGUGCAGCGAGGGGUGUGUGUGUGUGUGUGCGCUUGUGUGUGUGUGUGUGCGUACAGUGCAUCCGGAAAGUAUUCACAGCGCUGCACUUUUCCCACAUUUUGUUAUGUUACAGCCUUAUUCCAAAAUGGAAUAAAUUCUUUUUUUUUUUUACACACAACACCCCAUAAUGACAACAUGAAAGAAGUUUUGAAAUUUUGAAAUGUACAUAAAUGUACCUUUGCUCAAUACUUUGUUGAUGCACCUUUGGCAGCAAUUACAGCCUCAAGUCUUUUUGAAUAUGAUGCCACAAGCUUGGCACACCUAUCUUUGGGCAGUUUCACCCAUUUCUCUUUGCAGCACCUCUCAAGCUCCAUCAGGUUGGAUGGGGAGCGUCGGUGCACAGCCAUUUUCAGAUCUCUCCAGAGAUGUUCAAUCGGAUUCAAGUCUAGGCUCUGGCUGGGCCACUCAAGGACAUUCACAGAGUUGUCCUGAAGCCACUCCUUGUGAUAUCUUGGCUUUGCUUAGGGUCGUUGUCCUGCUGAAAGAUGAACCGUCGCCCCAGUCUAAGGUCAAGAGCGCUCUGGAGCAGGUUUUCAUCCAGGAUCCAGGAUGUCUCUGCAUUCAUCUUUCCCUCAAUCCUGACUAGUCUCCCAGUUCCUGCCGCUGAAAAACAUCCCCACAGCAUGAUGCUGCCACCACCAUACUUCACUGUAGGGAUGGUAUUGGCUAGGUGAUGAGCGGUGCCUGGUUUCCUCCAAACAUGAUGCCUGGCAUUCACCCCAAAGAGUUCAAUCUUUGUCUCGUCAGACCAGAGAGUUUUGUUUCUCAUCGUCAGAGUCCUUCAGGUGCCUUUUGGCAAACUCCAGGCAGGCUGCCAUGUGCCUUUUACUAAGGAGUGGCUUCCAACUGGCCACUACCAUACAGGCCUGAUUGGUGGAUUGCUGCAGAGAUGGUUGUCCUUCUGGAAGGUUCUCCUCUCUCCACAGAUGAACGCUGGAGCUCUGACAGAGUGACCAUCGGGUUCUUGGUCACCUCCAUGACUAAGGCCCUUCUCCCCCGAUUGCUCAGUUUAGACGGGCGGCCAGCUCUAGGAAGAGUCCUGGUGGUUCCGAACUUCUUCCAUUUACAGAUGGUGGAGGCCACUGUGCUCAUUGAGACCUUCUACAGACAAUUCCUUUGACUUCAUGCUUGGUUUGUGCUCCGACAUGCACUGUCAACUGUGGGACCUUAUAUAGACAGGUGUGUGCCUUUCCAAAUCAUGUCCAAUCAACUGAAUUUACCACAGGUGGACUCUAAUUAAGCUGUAGAAACAUCUCAAGGUUGAUCAGUGGAAACGGGAUGCACUUGAGCUCAAUUUUGAGCUUCAUGGCAAAGGCUGUGAAUACUUAUGUACAUGUGAUUUCUUAGUUAAAAAAAAAAAAAAAUUUGCAAAUCUCAAAAAAACUUUUUUCAUGUUGUCAUUAUGGGGUAUU